Molecule: messenger RNA, 1401 nt
Organism: Magnolia sinica
Lineage: Eukaryota; Viridiplantae; Streptophyta; Magnoliopsida; Magnoliales; Magnoliaceae
Product: probable F-box protein At2g36090
Exons: 1
Coding region: 16-1101 (361 amino acids)
Molecular function (GO): protein binding
Source: RefSeq, a predicted model, not a curated record
CGUGAAGUGGUGCGUAUGGCACCAAUAAACGCGAGUGUCUCUUCAGUCUACUCUCUAUAUAAGCUCUUUACCAGAACCUACAUCUGCUUCCCAUCUUUGCCCGUCGUUCGCCCCAUUUUCAUGGCUUCUCCCUCAUCUGCAACCGUUAGCGGAGUUGGGCUCACCACCAUCUCCGCUCUGCCAGCCGAUAUCCUGACCCACAUCCUCCAGCUCCUGGACGGGCCCACGUUAGCCUCCGUCAGCUGCGCCUCCUCCCACCUCCACGCCCUCUCCUCCGACCCACGCCUCUGGCACAACCUCUGCCGCUCCAUGUGGCCCUCAUCCGACCAUCCACGUGUCUCCCACCUCAUCUCCACGGCCUUCUCAGACGCCCACCACUCCUUCUUCUCCGACUCCUUUCCACUCCUCCCUCUCCACCCUCUUUCCCCACGUGUCCCCCACCCGCUCCACCAUCUAAUCUCAGCCGUCGAUCUCCACCACUGUGGCAUCCCGGUCUUCUCCAAGGUCCUCGAGACCGAGACCCGGACCGGCUGGUUCUUCAGCUCCCCUUUCCGCAUCGACGCCCUCGACCGUAAAGACCCGCCGCCGCCACCGCCUCCGGGGGAGAUCUCCGGCGAGACCCUCGCUGCCGACCUGACGCUGAGUUGGAUCCUAAUUGACCCGUCCGGCGGCCGGGCGGCGAACCUCUCCAGCCUCAGGCCGGUGUCCGUACAGCGGCACUGGUUGUCGGGGGAGAUCCAGGCCCGGUUCGCGACGGUCCUGAUUGCCGAGCCGGAGGGGGAGUGGAUUACGUGCGGGGUGCUGGUCACGUGUGGGGAGUGUGGGGAGGUGAGGGAGGUGAGCAUGCAGGUGGAGGACAUGGAUGGGAUGAGCUUGAAUGGGAGGGACAGUUUGGUAAUUUUGCAGAGGGCGAUGGAGGGGGGGAGGGCAACGAAGGAGAGGGAGAUAGAGAGGAUGAGAGAGAGGUAUGGGGAGUAUGUGAGGAGAAAGAGGGAGAAAAAGGAGAAGAAGUUGAGAAGAGAAGGGAGAUUGGAUUUGGCUUGUGUUCUUUUGGGCGUCCAUGUUUUCUCUUCUUUUCUAUGGUUUGUUUUCUUCCGGUGAUGAGGAAACUUCAGUGAUGGCCCAUCAGUCCGUAAAUGCCUCUUUUCUGUGUUGAAUGAUAGCCGUUGAUAUGUUGAGGCCCCAUUUUAUGAAAUGGUGUGGAUCAAGGGACACUGCGCCCCACUUAUACAUACUGGAAGUCGGAACUGUACCAUACAAUGUAAUCGGAAGACACAUUUUCGUGUUCGGGAUUUGAGUGCUCCUGAUAUUCUUGCUUUCCGUGUAGGAUCUCACUGUAAAUCAUGUACAUCCUAGCCAUUGAACCCCUAACGUUUUAAACAAUUUAUUGUCUUAGUGAUC